Messenger RNA from Pediculus humanus corporis (human body louse), 1872 nucleotides. Its product is annotated as adenylsulfate kinase, putative. The transcript has 11 exons. NCBI's taxonomy places the organism in Eukaryota, Metazoa, Arthropoda, Insecta, Psocodea, Pediculidae. Gene Ontology annotation, biological process: 3'-phosphoadenosine 5'-phosphosulfate biosynthetic process; sulfate assimilation. Gene Ontology annotation, molecular function: adenylylsulfate kinase activity; sulfate adenylyltransferase (ATP) activity; ATP binding. Bases 1 to 1872 code for a protein of 623 amino acids. The record is from RefSeq and is a predicted model, not a curated record.
AUGAACGGAAACAGAUAUAAAAUUUUCGAUUCUAAUCAACAGGGCGUUCAAGUUGCCACGAAUGUCACGGCUCAAAAACACAUCGUUUCGAGAGACAAGAGAGGUCAGGUACUUGGAAACCUGAGGGGGUUUAGAGGAUGCACGGUUUGGUUUACGGGAUUGUCGGGAGCGGGGAAAACAUCCAUAUCAUUCGAACUCGAAGCGUUUUUGGUCAGCAGGGGAAUUCCUGCUUACGGACUCGAUGGAGACAACAUUCGAACCGGACUCAAUAAAAAUUUGGGAUUUUCGAAAGAAGACAGACAGGAAAACAUAAGGAGAGUUGCGGAAGUUGCAAAAUUAUUCGCGGAUUCCGGCGUCGUGGCACUAUGCAGUUUCGUAUCGCCUUUUGCGGAGGAUAGAGAAAUGGCGAGGAGCAUACACGCGGAAAGCGAAUUGCCCUUUUUCGAAGUUUUCAUAGAUACACCCCUUCACGUGUGCGAACAACGAGACGUCAAAGGAUUGUAUAAAAAGGCGAGAAAAGGAGACAUCAAAGGUUUCACCGGCGUCGAUCAAGCUUACGAAAGGCCCUCGAGACCGGAUUUGAUUGUGGAAACUGUUAAUACGACACCGGCGGAAAGCACAUUACAAGUCGUGGAAUUACUCGUGAGACACGGAAUUAUACCGGAAACGACUAAAACGGGAGGAUUGCUUCGAGAACUUUUCGUUAAAGAAAACGUUUUGGGAAACGUUUUAUCCGAAGCUCGUACCUUACACAAAUUGAACAUAAACACCGUCGACCUUCAAUGGGUGCAAGUGUUGGCCGAGGGUUGGGCAUAUCCUUUGAAAGGUUUCAUGAGAGAAGAUCAAUAUUUGCAGACUCUUCAUUUCAAUUCGAUCGUCGUAGAUGGUAAAACAAUCAAUCAAUCGAUACCCAUCGUUUUACCCAUCAAAGAUGGCGACAAAGAUAAAAUAACGGGAGCAAAAGCGGUUUUACUCGUUCACGAGUCGAAACCCGUCGCCAUAUUGAGAAAUCCGGAAGUUUUCCCACACAGGAAAGAAGAAAGAUGUUCGAGACAGUUUGGAACGAAUCACAAGGGUCAUCCUUACAUAAAAAUGAUUUACGAAAGCGGUGAUUGGUUGAUCGGUGGGGAUUUAGAAGUUUUGGAACGGAUAAAAUGGAACGAUGGACUCGACGAGUAUCGAUUGACCCCCAAUCAAUUGAAAGCAAAAUUUAAAGACAUGAAAGCGGAUGCAGUUUUUGCUUUUCAAUUGAGGAAUCCUGUACACAACGGACACGCUUUACUCAUGCAGGACACAAGGAGAAGAUUAUUGGAGGGAAACAAAUUUAAAAAACCAGUUUUGCUUUUGCAUCCUCUGGGUGGUUGGACGAAAGAAGAUGACGUACCCUUACCCGUGAGAAUGAAACAACAUCAGGCCGUUCUCAGCGACGGAGUACUCGAUCCGGAAUCGACAGUUUUGGCCAUUUUCCCAUCCCCCAUGUACUACGCGGGACCCACCGAAGUUCAAUGGCACGCGAAAGCGAGAAUGAACGCGGGAGCGAAUUUUUACAUCGUAGGAAGAGAUCCCGCGGGAGUUCCGCAUCCGGACGCGAGUUUAAAACAAGAUUUGUACGAUGCCACGCACGGUGCGAGAGUUUUAAAAAUGGCUCCCGGUUUGGACGAUUUAGAAAUAAUACCCUUCCGAGUCGCGGCCUACGACAAAACGAAAAAACAAAUGGCUUUUUUCCAACCGGAAAGAAAAGAUGAUUUCGAAUUCAUAUCCGGAACGAAAAUGAGAACUCUCGCGAAAGCGGGUGAAAAUCCUCCAGAUGGUUUCAUGGCACCCAAAGCUUGGUCGGUUUUAGCUGAAUAUUACCAAUCGUUGAGAAAGUAA